AUAUUACGUCUAUCGGUUCUACAAACUAAUGUUCGGAGAAUAGAUGAAAUUCUGUAACUAAUGAUCAUUUGUUGGAAAGCAUAAAAGGUGGUCGAAUUUUAUUACCAGUACGAGUCUUGCCAGAUUGGGAUUGGUGUAGCCGUGAAUAAUUUCAAUCGUGCUACAACUACAACCUGUGACAAUUGACAAUCGAAAAUCGCAAUUGUCUUCCUUCCGUAUGACGCGUCAUCCACGCGUGGAUAGUCUGACUACGCAAAUGUGAAAUCACUUGCUAAAACUAAGCUCGUAGGUUCGUAGAAAAUAUUAAACGAAAAAAGUGACGAUGUAAAACCUCGUUGAUGAAUCGUAUUAAAUGCGUAUCACUUUCAACGUGGCUCGAAUGUCUGACAUUUCUAAACAACUGAAGCAGUUUUGUGGUUCAAGGUGAAAUCACUGUAUCAAGAAAAAACAAUGUAUUGCCUACAAUGGUUGAUUCCUGUUUUACUAAUACCAAAACCAGUAAAUCCUGCGUUACUUCAAACCCAUGUCAUGUUCAUGAUACUGUAUUUAAUUGGUUUCUUCCUCGAAAGAAAGCCGUGCACUAUUUGUAGUGUCGUCUUCCUAGCCGCUGUAUUCCUAAUCUGUUACAGCGGUGUAGGUAACUGUCUCUUCUGGAGUGCAAAUUGUGAUAGUGUCAAGUGUGACUAUGGUUAAUAGUGAAAUUAUUGAUAUAGGAUUCAUCGAAAUGUGUCUAGCUAAGCUAGAACGUGCGAUUUUAAUAUUAUAUGUACAUAUUGUUAUUGUAAUUAACGUUAACUGAGGACAGGCAAAGCGGUGUGACUGUAGUUGAAGAAUGACGGAUUCGAACCUUAACAUUUCCAUAAGCACGCCGCAUGGAAAAGUUUGGGAAAAUACACUAAAUUGUAUAUACUUUUUCUCAUCACGAUCUAUACUAAGAAGCAGCAAUAUUUGUAAGCUGAAUUAUUAUAACAGAAGAUCCAGUAAAUUAUUUUUUGAGAUUUGUAUUUUUAGUAUGUUAGAUUAUUGUUUAUGACAGUCAAAGUGAAAGCAACUGUUGUCAAAAAUCAAAUCAACAAGAUUCCUUACAAAGUCUUCAUUUUUCUCAUCACAAAAUUUUUUGUCAAUCAAGCAUGGACUGUUAUCGCGCACAUUAUCUAUGAGAAGUAAUAUAUUAACAAGUCAUCAAUUCAUCUGGCAAAAUAUCUCUUCUAAACGCCUAAGGAUUCAAACAUUUACAGUUGAUUCGUUGGUUGUUAUAGAUGCUUGCAUAUUUUCUAUGCUCCAAUGUGAGAAACAAUGGAUUUCAGAUGACGGUAUAUCAAGUGAUCAUCGACCUGUUCUGCAUUUGAAUGAUGUGUAGUCGAAAACCGUUGCUGUGAGAAAUCAGUCACUCUUCCAUGGUUCCAGGGUUCGUUCUUGGGAUACUUAUUAUUCCUUUUCACACAUUUUUCCAAAUACAUGUUAUUCAAACAGUAGGAUAAAUUCUAUCAUUCAUAUUAGCGUUUAAUACUACCUAGAAUCGAUCACAGAAAUAUGCCUAAUACGUAUACCUGUAGAACUUUUGAAAUUUACCAUCAGAGGAAUCAUACUAUAAUCAUGAUGCUUAGCUAAGUUGUCACUAAAAACAAAUGUUAAUUCAUCAGAACAUUGAUUACAUUUUAUCUGAUCGCCUUUUAAACAUUGAAUUAACGAUGAGUGGACAUAGUUUGGACUUAUUUAACUCAAUAUUGAAACAUCCUAUUGCGUUUAGAAUAAUUAAGGUCUAAUGUACUCUAUAUAAAUUUACUUGAACCUGUUUUGUUUGGUUCAAAAUAAAGUCUUAGGAGGGCUUCCAUGAAAGCCAAAAUAUCAAC
Molecule: messenger RNA, 1853 nt
Organism: Diprion similis
Lineage: Eukaryota; Metazoa; Arthropoda; Insecta; Hymenoptera; Diprionidae
Gene: bc10
Product: bladder cancer-associated protein
Exons: 1
Coding region: 451-693 (80 amino acids)
Source: RefSeq, a predicted model, not a curated record